Messenger RNA from Geodia barretti, 1004 nucleotides. Lineage: Eukaryota; Metazoa; Porifera; Demospongiae; Tetractinellida; Geodiidae. The record is from the annotation of a GenBank genome assembly.
CUUAUCCUGAUCAGUUGGAAUGUAGAUGUCUCCUCCUCCUCCACUGAAUGGGCAAUAUUCUGCUACUUCCAGAUGUUUUGCUCCCUAGUGGCUAGAAACACGAACACCAUCAAGGUGAAAGUCUCUUCAUCGAGAAGACUCUGAUCCCGUACUCCCAGUCAACGGCAUCAGCCUCUCCCAUUGGCAUGGCUCUUACCCAAUUCCACUGUGUUCUCCUCUACAGAGAUAGAGUUGAAGCUAUCUGUGUUCUCAACCAAGAGAGAGUGUUUGAGGAUAUCUACAAUAUCCGUCGCGAUGGGGCGUUGCAUGCUCUCUGUAUGGAUCCACUGGAGUUGAAGAUGUACACAUACCAGAAACACAAAGUGUGGACCUACACUCCCUUCAAUGAGACACGUGAUAUCUGGAAAAUUUACCUGGAGCAGAAGAAUUAUGAGAUGGCUAAGAGAUAUGCCAUAGGCAACAGGGAACACAUGGAUAUUAUCCUUGUCAGCCAGGCAGAACAUUACUUUAAAGAUCAGAGGUACCAGGAUGCUGCUCUGACAUUCUCACAGAGUCAGCUCUCGUUUGAAGAGGUGGCACUCAAGUUCCUGCAGGUCAACCGAAAGGAUGCUCUAAAGAUUUUCCUGUUGAAAAAGCUGGAGUCACUAGCACCCUCAGACAGCACACAACAGACGAUGCUAACAACCUGGCUGGUAGAGUUAUUCCUCAAUGAUCUUGGAACCUUGAAGGAUGAGGGAGAUCGUGAAGGGCAUGCAAAGAUGACCCAGGAAUUCCAUUCAUUUCUUGAGACCAAAAGUCUCCGGGAGUGUCUUGAGGCCAAUGCAAAAACAGUUUAUGAUCUUCUGUCUAGUCAUGGAGCAGUAGAAGAUGUGGUGUUCUUUGCCAUGCUUAUGAAGGAUUAUGAGAGGGUGAUUACUCACCACAUUAGACAGGGCAAGUAUGUGGAAGCUCUGCGAGUUCUUCAUAGGAAAGGUUCUGAGGCGCUGGAAGCUCCAGAAAAGGUU